This is a messenger RNA of Neltuma alba, 1596 nucleotides long. RefSeq lists its product as uncharacterized. The coding region runs from base 1 to 1434 and encodes 477 amino acids. The record is from RefSeq and is a predicted model, not a curated record. Lineage: Eukaryota; Viridiplantae; Streptophyta; Magnoliopsida; Fabales; Fabaceae. The transcript is spliced from 4 exons.
AUGGUUCUUAAGGACCCAGUGAUUUCUAAUGGAGGAGCAUACACUUGCGAGCCCCAGACUAAUGGAUGGGAUGGAGAAUGUAGGAAUGAUGGUCUUUCAAGUGCAGCAUAUGGUGCCGACCAUUUAUUUGUUUCAAAGCUUGGCAUGGAAGAACAAGCGGAGAAUAAUUUUCCUUCUCGUCUUGUUCAACAGAGUGAGAGCUUAUUAGAGAGGCUUAAGUCGCUUGAAAAGUCAAGGGGCAUUCUGCAAGAUCAGGAUUCCUUGUCAAAAUAUAUUUUGGAGAUUGAGAUCAGGCUCUCUGAUUUUAGGUCUCUUGCAUCCCAUGGAUCAUCUUUGCUUCCGUUCUGGGUGCAUUCUGAUAAGCGGAUUAAGCAACUUGAAAGUGUAAUUAAUAACGACUUGUUGCAGACUUUUAAGUCAGCACGGGACGAAGUUGAGGAUGCAUAUGUCCAUGUCUCUGAAGGAUUGGAUGGACAUCAAAAAGGCAUUGGACAUGAAUUUGAAGUGGAUGAUGCUGAGAACAAAAACUUUGUUACUUCUGAAUUUUCUAAUUCUUCUCAGGUUGAUGGUUCAGUUUUAGGUGAUCAAGAUACAUGCAAUGAACCUCCUAUAAAUGCUGAGCACAUUCCUUCUGCGUCAUCUCCUGGUAGCCAGUUGGAAAUUGGGGGAGGCUACAAUAAAAAUGUUGAUACUAUGGUACCUCCCGAGGAAUUAACUCAUACACAUGGGUCUAAUGUUGGAGAAGAUGUUGAUAUGGAUGUGGACAUGGAAGUUGAAGAUUUGAAUUCCUCAGGCAAUGUAACUGUGGUAGAUAUGCCUGUGAUGAAGGGUUUUGUGCAAACAGAGCAAUCAGUGCAGGGGAAUCUAGCUGCUGACCACCAUUCUGUAUUGCCAGAGGAUGAGUUUGUUGUUCCUCCUCCUCCAGAUGAUGAAUGGAUACCUCCACCACCACCUGAUAUUGAACAGGUGCCCCCUCCACCCCCACCUGAUGAUGAACAAAUGCCCCCUCCACCACCUGAUGAGCCAUCAGUGUCUACAUAUACUGCUGUCCCUUCUUACCCAGAGGCAGGGCAGUCCCUUUCUUACCCACAAUACAAUCUAGCUUAUCCGGGUGCUAGCUCCGAGUAUUAUGGACAUGCAGCUGCUGAAAUCCCAGGCAGUACCAUAUAUGGGCAUGCUGAAGGAUGUCAAAUUGCUAUGCCACCUGCGCAGCUAUACUAUAGUGCUGUUCCCAUUUCUUAUGGUGAAAGCUCCCAAGUUAUAGUUAAUUCUGCAGAGCCUGUACCCUAUUAUGAGCAUCAAGAUGGAACUGAUCCAAGGUCCUUACCUCAUAUCAAUAAUAGUGUCCUGAUGUUACUGGUGGGGCUGACAUGGCAUCAGGUGAUGUCCCUCCACCUCGGCCAGCAUCAAAGAAUCUGCUACUGUUUCGGUUAAUGAUGGUGUUUCACUGGUGUCAGCCAACACUGUAUCUGCUGCUGGCAGUACUGCCUCAUCAUCAGUUGCUAAGGUGCAAAACAAAGUUGUUCGUAGUAAAAAGCGUGCAGUUGCAGUUGGCUCCUCCUUGAAGUCUAAUAAGAAAGUUUCUAGUUUAGUAGA